Messenger RNA from Dipodomys spectabilis (banner-tailed kangaroo rat), 338 nucleotides. Its product is annotated as small ubiquitin-related modifier 2-like. Gene Ontology annotation, cellular component: nucleus. The transcript has a single exon. Bases 1 to 288 code for a protein of 95 amino acids. Gene Ontology annotation, molecular function: ubiquitin-like protein ligase binding; protein tag activity. The record is from RefSeq and is a predicted model, not a curated record. NCBI's taxonomy places the organism in Eukaryota, Metazoa, Chordata, Mammalia, Rodentia, Heteromyidae. Gene Ontology annotation, biological process: protein sumoylation.
AUGGCAGACGAAAAGCCCAAGGAAGGAGUCAAGACUGAGAACAACGAUCAUAUUAAUUUGAAGGUGGCGGGGCAGGAUGGUUCUGUGGUGCAGUUUAAGAUGAAGAGGCACACACCACUUAGUAAACUAAUGAAAGCCUAUUGUGAACGACAGGGUUUGUCAAUGAGGCAGAUCAGAUUCCGAUUUGAUGGGCAGCCAAUCAAUGACACAGACACACCUGCACAGUUGGAAAUGGAGGAUGAAGAUACAAUUGAUAUGUUCCAGCAGCAGACAGGAGGUGUCUACUAAAAAAGGGAACCUGCUACUUUGCUCCAGAACUUUGUUCUUACAGACCAAGA